AUGUUCUGUUCAGCUGCCCUCCUGAUGCUCCUGGCCACAGUUCUUCCCCUGCUGGGAUUACCAGUUGCUGUAGAAUCCCAACCUGGACAAAGUCAGGCUGGAGGGGAAUCUGGGCAGCAACUGGACCAAGGGAGUGGAGCAAGGGAAUCAGUCCUGGUCUCUGUCUAUGUGCACCUGGGCUUUUCAGACAAGACCUGGCCACCAGCACUCUUCAGGACCUUGACGCUCCCCGCUGCCUUGACUUCCCCGAGAACUCUCACUGGCCUUGGCCUCACGACAGAGUGUAAUAUCAGCCAUGAGGGCCAUGUCCAUUGUGCUUGCUUCUCUGGGUACCAGUGGAAUGCCAGUGUCUGCUCCCAUCACCGUCCUUGCCAGCCCCCCAAAGACCACAAGCCUUGUGGCUGUCUUGUCUUCAGCCAUCCUGAGCCUGGGUACUGCCAAUUGCUGCCACCUGGUGAGGAGGGCUGGGAAGGAAAUGCUCUGGUCCCCUUCUCCUGCCUCCCUGUAGUUCCUGGGACCCUGAGCCUAAACUCCCAGUUGCACAUGCCUGGUGACACACUGAACCUGACUCUCCUCAUGAACUGGAAGGUCACCAAUCUGAGCUGGUUUCUGCGGCGCCUGGGGAGCCCCAGACCCAUCCUCCUGCAGCAAGGGGAACAGGUGUCCCUGACCUCCAGCCAGGGCCAGGCUGCUAUCAGCAUCUCCAACAUGUCUCAACACUGGGCAGGUGAGUACACGAGCAGCUUUGAGGCCCAGGGAUUCAGUUGGGAGCUGCACCAGGUGGUGAGCGUGCUCCUGAUGGCAGCAGACGUGGCUCAACUUCCAGACCAGCUCUCUGUCUCUUGUGCCACCUUCCACGGCUUCCAGCUGAGCUGCUGCCUCCCCAGCAUGAACCUGGCCUACACAGCUGCCUGGAGCCCCGCAGAGGGCAGCGAAGCUUUCUUGCUCAACAGGUCAGACUCUCAGUGCUUCGUGCUGGCUCAGCACUGCCCAGCAGCUGAUACCACAUACACUUGUGACCUACAGAGCCCAGGCCUGGCUCCUCUCAGGGUUCCCAUCUUUGUCACCAUCAUCCGGGAUGGAGACACCACCUGUCCUGAGGACUCCUCAGCUGUUACCUGGAACGUCACCAAGGCUGGCCACGUGGCACAGGCUCCAUGUCCUGUGAACAAGAGGGGUGUGGUGAAGAGGCCCUGUGGGGCUGAUGGGGUCUGGGGGCCCAUCAACAACAGCUGCACAGAUGUGGGGCUCCUGGCCUUGUUGGCUAGAGCCAGGCUGCUAUGGUCAGGCCAGGGAAGGCCUGUUGAGGAGGUGCCACAGAUCCUGGCACAGCUGCCAGAGCAGGUGGAGGUGGCAAGUUCACCCUCUGAUUUAUUGGCACUGCUGGAGACCAUGAAAGUCCUGGUCAAAGUGGUGGAAGAAGCCAGAAUACAACUUAACCACAGUGCUCUGGAGGCUCUCCUGACAACCACAGACAAGGUUCUAGACAUGGACACCAGUUCUCUGUGGACUCUGGCCCAGGCCCAGGAGUGCUUGGCAGGCUCAAAUCUCCUGCUGACUGUGGAGACCCUGGCACGCAGCUUGUGUCCACAGGAUCACCCCUUCUCCUUCAGCUUGCCCAAUGUGCUGCUACAGACCCAGCUCCUCAGACCCACACUUCCUGCAGACUACAGAAUCUCCUUCUCCACUCAGCCCCUGCUUCAGGCAUGGAUUUUCAGGCACUCACUGGCCCCACUGGUCCAUAAUGGAACCAACAUCAGUAUUACUAGCCUGGUCAUGCAAAAACUGGACCACUUUCUCCCCUCAAACUAUGGACAGGGGCUGGGGGACUCCCCCUAUACCACUCCUGGUCUGGUCCUUGCCAUCUCCAUCAUGGCAGAUGGCCAGGUCUUUAACCAGGGAAAGUUCAUCAUGGACUUUGGGAACACAGAUGGUACCCCUCUCUGUGUCUUCUGGGAUCAAAGUCUCUUCCAGGGCCAGGGUGGUUGGUCCAAUGAAGGGUGCGAGGCACAGGCAGCCAGUGCCAGCCCCAACACUUGCUGCAUCUGUCACCACCUCACUGCCUUCUCCAUCCUCAUGUCCCGACACACUGUUCUGGGAGAACCUGCCCUGGUGCUGCUGAGUCAGGUGGGCUUGGGGUCUUCCAUACUGGCACUGCUAGUGUGCCUGGGCGUGUACAGGCUGGUGUGGAGAGUUGUGGUUCGGAACAAAGUUGCCUACUUCCGCCACACUGCCCUGCUCAAUGUGGUACUCUGCUUGCUGGCUGCAGACAUCUGCUUCCUGGGAGCCCUGCUACUUCCUCCAGGACCCCACAGCCCACUCUGCCUUGCCACCGCCUUCCUCUGCCAUUUCCUCUACCUGGCCACCUUUUUCUGGAUGCUGGCACAGGCCUUGGUAUUGGCCCACCAGCUGCUCUUUGUCUUCCAUCAGCUGUCCAUGCACCGAGUACUCCCCCUGAUGGCAGUCCUUGGCUACCUGUGCCCACUGGGGUUUGCAGGUGUCACCCUGGACCUCUUCCUACCUCGAAGGCAAUACCUGAGGGAGGGAGCAUGCUGGUUGGAUGGGAAGGGAGGGGCGCUAUACACCUUUGUGGGGCCAGUGCUGGCAAUUGUGGGGGUGAAUGGGUUGGUACUAGCCUUGGCUGUGCUGAAGUUGCUGAGACCUUCGUUAUCAGCGGGGCCCCCGGUGGAGAAACGCCAGGCUCUUCUGGGGGUGAUCAAAGCCCUGCUUGUCCUCACACCCAUCUUUGGCCUCACUUGGGGGCUGGGCCUGGACACUCUGUUAGAGAAAGUCUCGAAAGUCCUUCAUUACAUCUUCACAGUUCUCAACACCUCCCAGGGUGUCUUCAUCUUGUUGUUCGGUUGCCUCAUGGACAAGAAGGUACAAGAGGCUUUACGCAAAUGCUUCUGCCUCACCCAACCCCGCAACUCCACCAUCUCCCUGGCUACAAAUGAACACAGCAAAGGGGGAAGUGAGGACACCAGGUGA
Molecule: messenger RNA, 2988 nt
Organism: Cynocephalus volans (Philippine flying lemur)
Lineage: Eukaryota; Metazoa; Chordata; Mammalia; Dermoptera; Cynocephalidae
Gene: ADGRF3
Product: adhesion G protein-coupled receptor F3
Biological process (GO): cell surface receptor signaling pathway; adenylate cyclase-activating G protein-coupled receptor signaling pathway
Cellular component (GO): membrane
Molecular function (GO): G protein-coupled receptor activity
Source: RefSeq, a predicted model, not a curated record